AUGAUAGAGUAGCUAAAGUAAUCUGAAAAGACAUAGCAAUUAAAAAAUGAAAAAGCCAAAGGUACAGCAGCAAGUGAAUUUGACUUACUGAAUCUGCAUAAGAAAAAGCAGCAAGCUACCAAUUUGAAAGAAAAAAAAGAGCUGAUAGUUGAGCAAGUGAUUGAAAAAAAAUCUGAGGAAUUGCACAUACCAAACAUAGGAGCUAUCGAGAAAAAGAUAGAGGACUAAAAGAAAGUUAUCAACCCAUUUCAAAAGAGUAGAGUAGAUCAAUCUAGGUAUGAAUAAAGGAAGCAGAAAAGGGAUAGAACAACUGCUAAAAAUGAAAGAAUGGAUAAAAAGAGGGUGCAGAAGUAGUCUGAAAAGGAAGAAGCCAAACUCAGAAGGUUAAAAGGCUAAGAAUGA
This is a messenger RNA of Stylonychia lemnae, 402 nucleotides long. Lineage: Eukaryota; Ciliophora; Spirotrichea; Sporadotrichida; Oxytrichidae. The record is from the annotation of a GenBank genome assembly.